Molecule: messenger RNA, 2700 nt
Organism: Arachis duranensis
Lineage: Eukaryota; Viridiplantae; Streptophyta; Magnoliopsida; Fabales; Fabaceae
Product: protein ROOT HAIR DEFECTIVE 3 homolog 2
Exons: 22
Coding region: 119-2437 (772 amino acids)
Biological process (GO): endoplasmic reticulum membrane fusion
Cellular component (GO): endoplasmic reticulum
Molecular function (GO): GTPase activity; GTP binding
Source: RefSeq, a predicted model, not a curated record
GACAGAGAGGGGGAAGGAAAGAAUGAAGAAUUUUUAUUUGCUUCCAUUCCUUCUUCUUCUUCAUCUUCUUCUUCUCUAGUUGGAAUUUGAUUUUGAUUACUGUUCGGUAUAGCGCACUAUGAAGGAAGAAGAUGAUUGUUGGUGCACUCAACUCAUCGAUGAGAAAGGUAACUUCAACGUUGAUGGCCUCCAUAGCUUCAUCACCAGCACUAACUUCUCUCACUGUGCCCUUUCUUAUGCUGUCGUUUCUGUCAUGGGUCCUCAAAGUAGCGGAAAGAGCACCUUACUCAAUCAUCUUUUCCACACAAAUUUCAGAGAGAUGGAUGCAUUUAAGGGAAGAUUUCAAACGACCAAGGGGAUUUGGAUAGCCAAAUGUGUUGGGAUUGAACCAUUCACAAUUGCUAUGGAUUUAGAGGGUACUGAUGGAAGAGAGAGGGGUGAGGAUGAUACCGCUUUUGAGAAACAGAGUGCUCUUUUUGCUUUGGCAAUAUCUGACGUCGUUUUGAUAAACAUGUGGUGUCAUGAUAUAGGCCGGGAACAUGCUGCCAACAUACCACUUUUGAAAACAGUUUUUCAGGCCAUGAUGCGUUUAUUCAGCCCGCGCAAGACGACGUUACUUUUUGUCAUUCGUGAUAAAACAAAGACCCCAUUUGAGCAUCUGGAGCCUAUUCUAAGAGAUGAUAUCCAAAAGAUUUGGGAUGCAGUACCAAAACCACAAGCUCAUAAAAAUACUCCUCUUAGUGAAUUCUUUAAUGUGGAGGUUACUGCUUUGUCAAGCUAUGAGGACAAGGAGGAUAAAUUUAUAACAGAGGUUGCUCAAUUGCGGAAGCGUUUCUUUCAUUCUAUAUCACCUGGAGGUCUUGCUGGCGAUCGGCGUGGUGCUGUGCCAGCUUCUGGAUUUUCUAUUAGUGCACAGAAUAUAUGGAAAGUCAUACGAGAGAAUAAGGAUCUUGAUCUUCCAGCUCAUAAGGUGAUGGUUGCCACCGUGCGUUGUGAAGAGAUAGCUGAUGAAAAGUUUAGCCGCUUGUGCUCUGAUAAGGUUUGGUUGGCAUUGGAGAAAGCUGUUCAACAAGGUCCAGUACGUGGUUUUGGGGAAAAGCUGAGCUCAAUUAUUGAUGCCUAUCUAUCACAAUAUGAUGCAGAGGCAAUGUUCUUUGAUGAAGGUGUGCGAAAUGCAAAACGGCAGCAUUUGCAGUCCAAGGCACUUGAUUUUGUGUUCCCUGCUUAUACAACAAUGUUGGGCCAUCUACGUUCUAAAGCUCUAGAUAGUUUCAAGAUUAACUUGGAACAAUCACUAAACAGUGGAAAAGGUUUUGCUGCAGCUGUUCGCAUGUGGACUCGAUCAUCUAUGCUUGAGUUUGACAAAGCAUGUGCUGAUGCUGCUGUAAGACAGGCUAGCUGGGAUGCUUCCAGAGUGCGAGACAAACUUCGUCGCGAUAUUGAUUCACAUGCUAUGUCUGUGCGCAAUGCAAAAUUAUCAGCAAUAAUGAAUAAUUUUGAGGAACAACUGGCCAAGGCCUUGGUUAAUCCUGUGGAGUGCAUAUUUGAAACUGGGGAAAAGGAUACCUGGCCUUCAAUUCGAAAACUUCUUAAACGUGAGACUGAAGCUGUUGUAUCUGAAUUUCUGUCUUCCGUUUCUGGUUUUGAGCUUGAUGAAGAAACAACUGAAAGAAUGCAACAAAGCUUAAGGGACUAUGCAAGAAAACUGGUGGAGAACAAAGCAAGAGAUGAAGCUGGGAAGAUUCUUAUUCUUAUGAAAGAUAGGUUCUCUACUGUCUUCAAUCAUGACAAUAAUUCAAUCCCUAGAGUUUGGAGUGGGAAGGAAGAUAUUAAAGUUAUUACACAGGAAGCUCGCACAGUGUCCCUUAACCUUCUAUCGGAUAUGGCUGCCAUACGCUUGGAUGAGAGGCCAGAUCAAAUUGACAGUAUACUCCGUUCAGCUCUCAUGGAUGGAACUGUUUCUGUUGCAUCUUCAAGCAGAGGAGUUUCUACUGAUCCACUGGCCUCAAGCACAUGGGAGGAGGUUCCUCCAAAAGAUACACUUCUCACUCCAGUGCAAUGCAAGUCUCUGUGGAGGCAGUUCCAGAAAGAGACAGAGUAUACAGUUGCUCAAGCUAUUUCGGCUCAGGAGGCGUACAAGCGAAGCAACAAUUGGUUACCCCCUGCUUGGGCUAUACUGGCAAUGGUUGUUCUUGGUUUUAAUGAAUUUAUGCUGCUUCUAAAAAAUCCGCUUUACUUGCUGGUUACGUUUGUUGUCUUUGUACUUGGGAAGGCCAUUUGGGUGAACAUGAAUAUAGCGGGAGAGUUUCGAAAUGGCACUCUAGCUGGGAUACUAUCGAUUUCAUCAAGGUUUCUUCCCGCCGUUAUGAACCUUAUGAAACGUCUCACUGAAGAUGCUCAAGGAUUUACAUCGCCUGAAGGAAUGAGAAAUUCUUGAGUGCUUUUGGAGAAUCAUACAUAAGUUAUUACUUAUUAGUCUAGUCAUGACAAAAUCUCUAAGGUUUGUUAGAUCAUAGUUUAUUAGUGUAAAAGAACUCUCACUAUACAAACUUGACUCGGGCAAAACACCACACAAAGUUCCAAAAUAUGAGUUCUCUAUGUGGUAGAUUUUGUAUUACUGUAUAUAUACAGUAGUUUGUGCUAUAGUCUGCAUAUGUAGAAUGAAAUAAACAGUUAUUUGAGUUCUAAUGAGUAACUAAC